This is a messenger RNA of Rotaria sp. Silwood1, 909 nucleotides long. The record is from the annotation of a GenBank genome assembly. NCBI's taxonomy places the organism in Eukaryota, Metazoa, Rotifera, Eurotatoria, Philodinida, Philodinidae.
AUGGGCAAUGGUUAUGGUACAAAUCCAGAUCAAUUACAAUUUCCUGAUGGUUUAUUUAUCGAACCGAAAACACAAAUUCUGUAUGUUGCUGAUGUUUCUAAUAACCGUGUGCAGAAACGUUAUCCAAAUGGUGAAAUUAAAACAGCUGCAGGCCAAUCCAAUGGUGCCGGAGGGUCAACAUCAGACAAACUGGACGGUCCAAGAGAUAUUUUUGCAGAUGAAAAUGAAAAUGUCUUUGUUGUUGAUGAGGGUAACCAGCGAAUCCAAUUUUGGGCAAAAGAUGCCAAAAGUGGAAAAACAGUGGCGGGAAAUGGUACUUGUGGUUCAGCAUUAAAUGAAUUUAGUUAUCCGUUUAGAGUUGCACUUGAUUCAAAGAAAAAUAUAUUCGUUGCCGAUUUGCAAAAUCAACGUAUUACAAAAUGGCCAUCUACAUAUGAUCCCAAAAAAUCUGUUGGAACAAUUGUAGCAGGUGGUAAUGGUGCAGGUCUCAAUCCAUAUCAAUUAUAUAAUCCAACUGGUUUAUAUUUAGACGAACCAAAUCAUAUCUUAUACAUAUCAAACGAAGAAUCCCAUUCAGUAACACAAUGGGAUAUGGAACCGUAUGGAAAUCAUAAUAUAUAUGCCGGCAUUCCUGGGCGACCUGGUAAUAGUCCAGCUCAAUUAAACAGUCCUCAAGGCCUGAUUCUUGAUAAGUAUGGUAAUUUAUAUAUUACUGAUUGUAAUAAUAAUCGAAUACAAAUGUUUUGUCCAAAUGCUGUAUAUGGUAUAACGAUUGCAGGAACGGGUCAAAUCGGUAAUGGCAGUAAUGAAUUACACUUCCCACAUGGUGUAACAUUUGAUUCAGAAAUGAAUUUAUAUGUUACAGAUACAUAUAAUUAUCGCAUCCAAAAGUUUGAAAGAAUACAAUAA